GUCUCACCACAAGAAAUCGACAGUUUGUGAGCGACAGACAGCAGCAGCAUGGCCAGCCGUGUGGAGCAUCCGGCAGCAGGCUACAAGAAACUCUUUGACACCGUGGAGGAGCUGAAUGAGCCAAUCCCGGCUAAAAUCACCGGGAAUUUACCAUCAUGGCUCGGCGGCAGUCUCCUCAGGGUGGGACCCGGUCUCUUUGAGAUCGGGGACCAACCUUUCCACCACCUCUUUGACGGACAGGCGAUCAUGCACAAAUUCGACCUGAAAGACGGUCGGGUGACUUACUUCAGGAAGUUCAUCAAAACAGACGCAUAUGUCCGUGCCAUGACGGAGAACAGGGUGGUCAUCACCGAGUUUGGCACCGCGGCGUACCCUGACCCCUGCAAAAACAUCUUCUCCAGAUUCUUCACUUACUUUAAAGGGAUCGAAGUGACUGACAACUGCAUGGUGAACAUUUAUCCAGUUGGCGAAGACUUCUACGCUGUUACAGAAACCAACUACAUUACAAAAGUGGAUCCCGACUCACUGGAAACGUUAAAGAAGGUGGACCUGUGUAAGUACCUGUCUGUGAACGGGGUGACGGCCCACCCCCACAUCGAGGCGGACGGGACCGUGUACAACAUCGGUAACUGCUUUGGAAAGAACAUGAGUCUGGCUUACAACAUUGUCAGGAUCCCACCUGCUCAGACAGACAAGUCGGACCCCUUGGAGAAAUCCCAGGUCAUUGUUCAGCUCCCAAGCAGUGAGAGAUUAAAACCCUCCUACAUACACAGUUUUGGUUUGACGGACAACUAUUUUGUCUUCGUGGAGCAGCCGGUAAAAAUCAACCUGCUCAAGUUCCUGUCGGCUUGGAGCGUCAGAGGUGCGACAUACAUGGACUGCUUCGAAUCUAACGAGACCAUGGGGACAUGGUUCCACCUGGUCACGAAGGAGCCGGCGGCACACCUGAGCGACCACAAGUUCCGAACGUCAGCUUUCAACAUCUUCCAUCAUAUCAACGCCUACGAAGACCAGGGAUUCAUUGUCGUCGAUCUCUGCGUGUGGAAAGGUUUUGACUUUGUGUACAACUACCUGUACCUGGCCAACAUAAGGAAGGAGUGGGAGGAGGUUAAGAAAGCUGCCCUGAAAGCCCCUCAGCCCGAGGUCAGGCGAUAUGUUCUGCCUCUGGAUAUACACAGCGAGGACCAAGGAAAGAACUUGGUCUCUCUGUCCUACACGACUGCGACGGCUGUUCUUCGUAGUGACGGAACUAUCUGGUUGGAACCUGAAGUCAUCUUGUCACAACCAAGACAAGCAUUUGAGUUUCCCCAGAUUAAUUACUCUCACUGUCGCGGGAAGAAAUAUUCCUUCACUUACGGCCUGGGACUCAACCACUUCAUCCCAGACAAGAUCGUCAAAUUAAACGUGCAGACCAAAGAGACGUUGGUGUGGCAGGAGGACGAAUGUUACCCGUCUGAGCCUCUGUUUGUACCAACUCCAGGAGCUGCACAGGAGGAUGACGGUGUGUUGCUGAGUAUUGUCGUGAAGCCAGGAGCAGAAAGACCAGGCUUCCUGCUGGUGUUGGAUGCCAGAAGACUGACGGAGCUGGCCAGGGCAGAGGUGGAGGCCAUCUUCCCAGUGACCUUACACGGCUUCUACAAACCAUGAUGCUCAAGUCCUUCCCAAAUAUGUGACACGCAUGUCAGUAUUCAAUAGUCGUCGUGUCUGCUAUUCCAUUUUUAGAUUGGAAAUGAGCUCAAAAUGUAUACUGUUGAGCCUCACUUUUAUUAUUAUAACCUUUGGCGUUGUUAAGCCUAUUUUUUUUUACAUCAGUUGGUGUGAUUUUUAUUUUUUUAUUUUUUUUUUUUUUACAAAAAAAUGCAGACAUUUAAUAUAAAUAUGCAAGAAUAUGAGUUUAAAUUAAUAAUAAUAUAAAUAAGCUGUCGUUAUUAAUUAUGAUUAUAUUUUGUAUGAAGACCCUUCAUCAGUGUUAAUUAUCCAAUACAAUACGUUCCAUCAGUAAAACCCGCAUCACUAUACUGAAAUAAGUGAAUUUUAAUUAUAUAGCGCUUUUCUCUAGUGACUCAAAGCGCAUUUACAUAGUGGAACUCAAUAUCUAAGUUACAUUUAAACCAGUGUGGGUGGGCACUGGGAGUGUCUUGCCCAAGGACACAAGGGCAGUGACUAGGAUGAGGGAAGCGGGGAUCGAACCUGGAACCCUCAAGUUGCUGGCACGGCCACUCUACCACCCGAGCUACACUUGUGCAUUUUUGGCAAUUUUAAUGAUUCUGUAUACUAGUGUUGUCCCGAUACACAUAUUUUGGUACUGGUACCAAAAUUAUUUCGAUACUUUUCUAAAUAAAGGUGACCACAAAAAAUG
This is a messenger RNA of Nerophis ophidion (straightnose pipefish), 2359 nucleotides long. Its product is annotated as retinal Mueller cells isomerohydrolase-like. The record is from RefSeq and is a predicted model, not a curated record. Gene Ontology annotation, biological process: retinal metabolic process; zeaxanthin biosynthetic process. The transcript has 15 exons. NCBI's taxonomy places the organism in Eukaryota, Metazoa, Chordata, Actinopteri, Syngnathiformes, Syngnathidae. The coding region runs from base 49 to 1647 and encodes 532 amino acids. Gene Ontology annotation, molecular function: beta-carotene 15,15'-dioxygenase activity; all-trans-retinyl-ester hydrolase, 11-cis retinol forming activity; retinol isomerase activity.